GCGCGUUGGGGCUUUGCUCGUAGACUCGCUGAGCUGGAAAUUGGCUGGCACUUGGAAAUAACUAGAUUCAUAUGUAUUUUAUGGAGCUCAUGUUCUCUGGCAGCAGAACAGGCAGGCUCCAAUCAAGGGAGUGAAUCUGAAUUGUUUGUCUAGACUCUGGGUCAGGGGGUAAACACUCCCAUGAGGUAACCCUGGCCUGUGACUGGCCUCUUCUCCCCCUUGGUGAAGCAAUGGGCCAGAAAAUCUCAGGGAGUAUCAAAUCUGUGGACGUCCGUGAACCCCCUUACCAGUCAGUGAAGCGAGACCUGAGGGGCCCUGACUUCUGCCGGCCAGCCCGCCUGGACCUGUUGUUGGAUAUGCCACCAGCCCGGUCAGAGGUCCAGCAUCAGCAUGCCUGGAAUCCUGAGGACCGCUCACUGAACAUUUUUGUGAAAGAAGAUGACCGGCUAACCUUUCACCGGCACCCAGUAGCCCAGAGCACAGACUGUAUCCGAGGGAAGAUAGGCCAUGCCCGAGGCCUCCAUGUAUGGCAGAUUCACUGGCCCACACGGCAGCGGGGUACACAUGCUGUGGUGGGUGUGGCCACCGCUGAGGCCCCACUGCAUUCAGUGGGCUAUACAGCUCUCGUUGGCAGUAACAGUGAGUCCUGGGGCUGGGAUCUGGGGCGCAACAGACUUUACCAUAAUUGUAAGAACCAACCUGGUGUGACCUACCCUGCCUUUUUAGAGCCAGAUGAGGCAUUUGUGCUUCCAGAUUCUCUCCUAGUAGUUUUGGACAUGGACGAGGGCACUCUUAGUUUCAUUGUGGAUGGACAGUACCUUGGUGUGGCCUUCCGGGGGCUGAAGGGGAAAAAACUCUACCCAGUAGUGAGUGCUGUUUGGGGCCACUGUGAGAUCACAAUGAGAUACAUUAAUGGACUUGAUCCGGAGCCCCUGCCCCUAAUGGACCUGUGCCGAAGAUCAAUUCGAUUUGCCCUCAGUCGGGAACGCCUGCAUGAAAUAGAAUCGCUGCCUUUGCCUCAGUCUCUGAAAAACUAUCUCCAGUACCAGUAAGAAGCCUGAAGCCCUUCUGGACUCAAAAUAGACUAAAGCAAUGCACCCGGCACAAUGAAUUGUUUACAUCAGAAGCAAAGUCUCAGUGGACACUUGACCAUAAUUUAAUUUUUUAAAAUAUAUAUAUAUCUAUAUAUGUAUAUGGGGUAUCUCCCCCUUAAAUCAGUUCAACAGGACAGUGUGGGAGCUGUUAGAUAAUGUGAACAAUUGGGAUUUGUUAACUGACUUUGGAAAUAAAUGUAAGUUGCCAACAGUGUUUGCCAUCCUCAAAGGUGACCUCUAAAGCUGGGCACCUCAAUAGGGAGCUUAGAGAAACCAGUUAGCUCCCUGCCUUGAGGCUUUGCCUAACCAACCAAGACAGGGAAGCUAUCAGUGUAUUGAUUAAAAAGCAUAUUUUUAAUUCAAAAGAAUGAAUAAAACAUUUGGGCAGAAGACUUUCUAUCCUGUGCCCUGGUUUCAAAUAUAUUGAGGGUGAUUGUACAGAGCAGGAACAAAAAAAGAAAAACAAUUGCCUUUGAAUAAUGGAUGAUGAAAGCAGCUAAGUGCCAGUGUUCUAGUUAUUCCCAAGCACAGGCCAGCUUCUUCCGAGCUCUGCAUAAUUUGUAAGGAGUACUGGUCACCAUUUAGAGACUAGAGUGUGGUUCCUCUCUAGGGACUGAAAGGGCUAGCCUCCACAAAAUCAUUAAGGUGGCAAAUUAUUUUUGGCAGCCCUCCCCCCUCAUACUCUUCUUUCCCUUUAUUUCUCCCUUUUGAACCACCCCUCCCCCUAUUUAAAUACUAGUCCCCUACCUACUUCUUCUCUUGCAACCCCCUCACACCAGUCAAAGAGGAAGGAGCUAAUAAACUCAUCCUCAUUAUUUUCAUCCCCCCGGGGGAAGUUUGGAUUCUAAAAAGAAACCUGAGUGGGGCAAUGCUGAACCCAAAGGAAAAAAUGGUGGAAUUUCAGCUUUGGCAGCUGUUGGGGUCGAUAUUUGGAGGCAAGAGUAGGAGGAUGGGCCAUCUCUAUGACUCUCAAAUCACAUCCCCAAGGCCAGUGACCUGCCGACUUAAAUAUAGGGCCAGCCUUACAAUCACAUAUCUUUAUUAAAGUAAAGUAUUAUUUUUACUUUAAGUGAAUUCUAAAUUCUCAGCCUCCAAUUUCUAACAUAUGCUAAAAGAAUGUGUGUUCUAUUGUUUAUUUAUCUGUUUGGGAACCUUGGGCCUCUUGUAACUAGAAGGAUGAAAUGUUUAAGGUAUGUAUCAUCCUUCAUUUUCCAAGCUCAGUCCAUAUAUAUAUAAUAUACAUAUUAUAUAUAUUUUUAAGAUGCUGCUUCCUAUUUGCAUUUCUUACAUGUUUCAAAUUAUCUGCCUGGUCUAGUUUUUAACUGGAAAUUGUUGUAAUGGCGGGAUGUCAAAUAUUCAGAUGGAGCUGCCUUUGGCAUUUUUAAUGUGAAUUUACUGAUGAGUGAGAAGCGUUUCUAAUAAAGUCUGCUGUUCAGUC
This is a messenger RNA of Phascolarctos cinereus (koala), 2532 nucleotides long. It is a transcript of the gene SPSB4, whose product is annotated as splA/ryanodine receptor domain and SOCS box containing 4. Gene Ontology annotation, cellular component: SCF ubiquitin ligase complex. Lineage: Eukaryota; Metazoa; Chordata; Mammalia; Diprotodontia; Phascolarctidae. Gene Ontology annotation, biological process: proteasome-mediated ubiquitin-dependent protein catabolic process; intracellular signal transduction. The record is from RefSeq and is a predicted model, not a curated record. Gene Ontology annotation, molecular function: protein binding.